Anopheles maculipalpis is the source of this 3101-nucleotide messenger RNA. RefSeq lists its product as uncharacterized. The transcript has 2 exons. Bases 1 to 3060 code for a protein of 1019 amino acids. The record is from RefSeq and is a predicted model, not a curated record. Lineage: Eukaryota; Metazoa; Arthropoda; Insecta; Diptera; Culicidae.
AUGGAAUGUAUCAUGUCCAUACCGUGUUUGACGGGUAAGUUUCUUCCGAUUCAGUGUGAGUGGCAAUACAUUGGCAAUGUUAUUCGUUAUUCACAGAGACAUUACAAGAAAAAUCCCGGAUCCGGUACGGAAGGGUACCUGAACCAGCUACGUCUAUCGACGCUGUACUUCUCGCGGCUAGCUGCAAGUGGCAAACGUUUUGAGAUAGGAGUCGAAGUGGCAGUGGCUGGAAAGUUCGAUGACAUCGUAAUGCACCUGGUGGACGAAGAGCGGUACUGUCUGGUGCAGGCCAAACACAAACAAGACGAAUCGAAGCGCAUCAUUCUGGACGAUCUGCUGAAAACGACCACCGAGUACAGUUUGCCAAAGUAUUUCGACUCGUUUCUGGGGCUGAAGCAGGAAGAGAUAUUCCAAGCCGGUCGGCUGAAAUAUAUUGUUAUCUACACCAACCUCAAGGUGGACGAAAACGUCAUGAAAGUUAUCGAACCGGUUGUGCCAGCGGAGGAUAUUUUUCUCCAUACGCUGAACGUACGCUGCCGAGGCAAAGAGUCGUCGCUGUAUCGCUUCAACACAAACUGUAGCGAAUUCAUCGAGCAGUUAAUUGAUCGCAUUUCACCGAUCUGUGAGGUGGCCCGAAAGCUUGCAGAGCAGCUGGUACAGCGGAAGAAAAUUUCAAUCAAUCCGAAUGGAAUAUUUCACGACUUUCAUGCCCUGCUCGUGCGCGACGUGUUUGACUUGGAACGGCAGUUGUUUCGCGAUACGUUUCUGGCAAAUGUGGAAGGUAUCGAUCCGUGUGUGAAAAAAUUUCGCUUCUUGCUCGAGCGAACGCUGCGCUCCAUUAUGAAGAGUGAGGAUUUCAGCAUUACCGAGCUGAAUCGAUUAAUCGUUAAUGGGAAGCUGAAGUUGUUGUUCGAGCCAGGAUUCAUAUGCAGAUCCAUCAAUCAUGCGAGACCUGCCAAGGAUUGGAUAGACUACAGAGUACAGCGGGCGGAAGUGAUAAAUUUCUUCGACCAUCUCUUGCUAGCUACCGAUCAGCCAAAUUUUAUUGAGCUGGAAGCCAUCACAAAAGUGGAAGUGUUCGGUUUGAAAGAACAAGUGGAUGAAUAUAUGCGCGCAGUGUUUGACCAGGUGGACCGAUGGAUACGAGAUUCGGAGGGACAGUUUCUUAAUGCCAACGACUGGAGGCUUAUCUGUAGUAACUCGGCGGCACGGAUCGCAGGCAAGAAAUGGUUACUGAAGUCGGAGGAAUACCAAAAGUCCAAUCCUGCAACUGGCUACGUGUUCGAACGCAAUACCCUGCUAGCUCCCAUCGAACAGUUCUUGGCUACAUCGCACCGGUACAGUAUGCUUGUAAUAGCUCCGUAUAAUGCGGAGGUAAGUGCUUCCAGAGUGUUGCAAGCGUUGAUGACACUGCGAGAGCAGUUCGUGGUGUUCGAUGCGCAUUGUUUUCAUGACUUUGAAGAUCUAGAAAGUUGUGCGUUGUUUCUGAAAAACGUGUCGAGCAAGGUGAUGGUUAUCGUGUCCAAUGACAAAUGCUGUCGCACCGCAGUUAGAAAUGCGCGACACAAAUUUAACGUGCUAACAAACGUGAAAACCAUUUACAUUGCCUCUAAUGCACAGCAGGAGUAUUUUGCGGAGAAGAUAGAGUACGUACAUUGUGAUCAGUUUGAGCUUGGAGAUAUGAGUCGGCAAUCGCGACAAAAACUGCUCGAAAAGAAAAUUGUACUACAGCAACGUAACGUUCGGUUACAUGAUCUGUUGUCAGAGGAGGUAGCACUGCAAUUGUUAGACAUGGAGUUUAUUUCUCAGCUGCUGAUGAAUCAAGUCGAACCUAUUGUGUAUAGUUUUAAGUAUCAAUGUCAACUCAAGGGACAAUAUUUUAGCCGAACGCUUAUGAGUGACCGCAGCGUGAUCGACGAGAAUGGGUUCGAUCAGCUGUUGACGAUUAACAAAGCUGUGAUACUGUCCAAUGUACCAGGGAUGGGAAAAACUACCUUUCUGGAGAUGUUUAUCGAUCGGCUCUUUAGCUCGCUACCGGAUCAUGUGAUCUGUCUUAUGCAUCUCAAGUUUUACACCGAAACACUGGAAGAAAUUACCAACCUCAAUGCACGCACGAUCAGUGUGGAAGAUGCAAUACGCCACGCUACGAAAUGUUUUUUCGCUGGCAGCUCUCGGCUGGGUCAGGUGCUGUUUCGUAACGCCAUCCUAAAUACGGGCAAAUUGAUCGUACUGGUCGAUGGUUACGAUAGCGUAAUUAAUCGUUACAAAAUAUCCGUCGAAAAGGCAUCCCAGCUGUUUCUUCAAUACCCGUUUCGUAUGCGAAACUUACUGAUCUCAACACGACCGCACGAAACGGAACACCUGCGCGUCUCACUGCCACAAGCCAGAGUUGUUUCAUUGCUGCCAUUUGAUGUGCAUCAGUGCGUAGAGUUUCUUACCCGAUGGUGGAACUGCAGCAGUCAUUUAGAGGCUAGCAAUUUGUUAGAGUAUCUGCAGCAUCACUACGCUGACUGGAUCGUCGGUAGCCCGUUCCAGAUCAAGCUUUUAGCAGAAAUUUACCAAGAAGAUAAGACAAUCAUCACAAACUUCGGUGCUUUAUUGGAACGAUAUUUGGAGAAACAGUUUCAUGAAUCUAAUCAGCGAGCGAUACAGGUAAUGGGCAUUGGGCAGCAACGAAUGGCCGCCGAAACACUAAAACAGGCAGCCCAUGAAGGCCAUUGUGAACUAGCGGCACUCUUAACCUUUUUCCCGGAGCAAAAGCUUGACAUGUCGAAGUUUGUCUUUCUGCUCGACAUCGGUUUGAUAGUGCUUGAAGACAAUCUGAUGCGAUUUGAGCAUCGGCUGUUUCAGCACUACUUCGCUGCAGAAGCGUUGAUGAAGAGCAACCCGGUCACAUACGAUGAAGCACGGUUAGGGCAAAUUUUAGACGAUCCACUAAACAAACAUCUGUUAAAGCUUCUUAUGUACCACCUAGGCAAAUCGAAAAAUGCACACUAUCGCGAACAUUUCCAUAGGUUUUCACUCACUCAAGGGCAACAUAUCACAUCCAGCAAUCGUUAAUCAAAUCAACAACAAAUGAGUACAUAAAUUUUGACCCCUUG